ACGGUUGUGGUUACUCAAUUUUUCUAAAAUAUUAAACUAUUCAUUGAAGUAUUCAAUAACUUUUUGUCUCUUUACUCCAUACCCUGUAGUAUAUUCGUAUAGAGUACGGAUUACGGACAAGUAUGGUGAUUACUGAGUGCUGCAUUGCUGUAUUCGUGAUACAAGUAUAAUAAAACUCUUCGACACUGAAAGUCUGAGUUCUUGUUAUUCAGUGUUAUUUCUCGAUCUUGUAUAAUUCUUGUUGGUGAAGGAUAGAUCCGAUAAACGGAAGUUAUACAAAUGUUGAUAACGUUCACAUCGUUUUCGUUUGUUUAUUGUUAUCUAUAAUAAGUAUUAAUAUUAAUUCACUCGCGUCUCGUGAUUUUCGUCCGUUCAUCUAUCGUAGAUAUAUUUCGUAAGUUCGUAACACCGAAUAUACCUUAAUAAAAUAAAUAUUAUAAAUAGUCAACUUGACGGCUGACACGUCCUGUGGACCUCGUAUAUUUCAGAAUGUGAUUUGACCCAGUUAAAUUUAAUCAAUCGCGUUUUCACAUAUAAGUUUUACACAUCUGGAAGGUGCCUACAUCAAAAACGUAAUGAAUUCCAAAAGGUUGAACGGAGAUUCAAAGGUAUCGCAUGCACUCGUUCAGGAUACAAGAACUGGAGAAGUCUACGAUGUGAAGACUGACAGUGACUUUCUCUUCGGACGCUUUCUGAAAUCCUCAAUAGUAAUUGAAGAACUAUACAUUUCUCGCUCUCACUCUACCAUUAGAUAUGAAAAUGAUAAAUUUCUCCUUAAGGACAACAACUCAUGCACAGGUACAUACUUGAAUUACAAAAAAAUUUCCAAGGAAGUUAUAUUACAAAAUGGAGACCUUAUCGCCUUUACGGAUAAGAGUAAGACCUGGGAUUUUGUAUACAAGUUUUGCUUAUUAUCAAAUCCUACUAAGAAACUCAGAUUAGAAGAAGAAAAUUCUACUGUGGAGGAAAAUGACAAAUUCAAAUUCUCAAUAGAACAACUUGAGAAUCAAGUAAAAGAAUUAAAAAUUGCUAAAACAAAUAUCAUCAAUGACUUUAAAGCUCAAAUGGAUGAAUUAAAAAAAUCGGUUGAUAAUGCAACAGAAUUAAAUAACAAGACCAAUAAUGAAAUGAUUAAACUACGAGAUCACAAUCGAGAGUUAAAUAACGAUUUGACUAUUUAUCGCAGAAGAUGUAUGUAUCAGAAAGAAUUGUUGGACACACAAAUUGCUAAAGAAGAAGACUCUGUGGAAACACUCAAAACCCAAAUUAAUAAACUCUUAGAAAAUGAUUUUCAAUGUGCUAUUUGUAAUGAAGUGGUCUUUCGGCCAAGUAUAGCUAAUUGUGCUCACACUUUCUGCGAAGGCUGUCUCAAAUCAUGGUUAUCUAGAAGCAAUCAUUGUCCUACCUGCCGAAGCGUUGUAAAUUCUACAACUUACUCUCUUUCUUUGGAUAAUUAUAUCACAAACGUAUGUGACCUUCUGGGUGGAACAAUAAAAGAACAACGUCUUACUCUACAAAGUGAAAGGAAUGGGCAUCCACCUCAAGUGGCUAAAAGAGGUAGAAAAAGAGCGGCAAAUCAAUCAAGUCGCGGUAGAAGAGAACCGCCGCCGACAUAUGAAUUAAUUGAUGACAACCCUACCAGAAAUAAUUCUAGAUUUACUAACGGGUCACAUAACAUUAUUGACAUUGUAGAUCUUACAAAUAAUACGUCUCGGUAAUUUUAAUUAUUUUAUGUAAUAUUUUGAGUAUACUGAAAUGAUUAUUUUAUGUCUGAUCACUCAUUUGCAACUUAAAAUCACUAAUUUCAUAAGUCAAUGAAAUCUUAGUGCAUUCAUUUAUAAUGAUAAGGCACCUAUGUUCAAACAUUUUUUUUUUAAAUUUAAGUUUAGUUCUAUAUUUAAUGUAGACUUAAGAUUCAGUUAGAAACAUAAUAUUCUUUUAUACUUAUAUAAAAAUGUUUAAUAAAAGUAUUCUAUAAUAAAUAUUAACUCUGAUCUUUGUAUUAUUAAAAUAUUUAGUAUACUAUUAUAGUAUAUCUACUGUUUUUAAUUUGUCAUUGACUAUUUCCACAUUACAAUAACAUUUAUUCAUUAAUCAGGUAUCAAUUUAUUAUAAAACAAAAA
Messenger RNA from Metopolophium dirhodum (rose-grain aphid), 2123 nucleotides. RefSeq names its product E3 ubiquitin-protein ligase rnf8-A-like. The transcript has 10 exons. The record is from RefSeq and is a predicted model, not a curated record. NCBI's taxonomy places the organism in Eukaryota, Metazoa, Arthropoda, Insecta, Hemiptera, Aphididae. Gene Ontology annotation, molecular function: ubiquitin protein ligase activity; histone binding. Gene Ontology annotation, biological process: double-strand break repair; protein K48-linked ubiquitination; ubiquitin-dependent protein catabolic process. The coding region runs from base 576 to 1718 and encodes 380 amino acids. Gene Ontology annotation, cellular component: cytosol; ubiquitin ligase complex; site of double-strand break.